This is a messenger RNA of Capsicum annuum, 1817 nucleotides long. Its product is annotated as zinc finger protein CONSTANS-LIKE 2. Lineage: Eukaryota; Viridiplantae; Streptophyta; Magnoliopsida; Solanales; Solanaceae. The transcript is spliced from 3 exons. The record is from RefSeq and is a predicted model, not a curated record. Gene Ontology annotation, molecular function: zinc ion binding; protein binding. Gene Ontology annotation, biological process: regulation of flower development. Gene Ontology annotation, cellular component: nucleus. Bases 164 to 1594 code for a protein of 476 amino acids.
GUAACUCAGUAUAGUCUACCCCUAAAAGGCAAUCUCUUGGACAAAGUUCUCCCACCUCAAUUGAUUCCAAAAGCCAAAGGCCCCUGGACCCACUUGUUUCAACCUCCUUGUUGCCUGACCCCACCAUCUGGGCCCAACAAGAAUCAUCAGACACCACAAGAUAAUGAAAAAACUUUUCCUACCCAUUAACUCUACGCCACGUGUCGCUCGUGGAUUCUCUUCCCAUUUGGUAGUUGCCUGCUGUUAUUUUCCCUCCUUCCCCCUUCAUAUUUCACACUGCCUCAUAAGUCUACAGCAUACCUUGCUCAACUCACAACAGAAAAUAGAGAGCAAUAAGAAGGAAAAGGUUAAGAGAGUCGCAAUUAGUUCAAUGUUGAAAAAGGAGAAUAGUGGGGGUUUUGAUGGCAGUAGCAACAACUGGGCAAGGGUGUGUGACAGUUGCCAUUCUGCUGCAUGUACUGUUUACUGCCGGGCGGAUUCCGCCUAUUUGUGUGCGGGCUGCGAUGCACGCAUACAUGCAGCAAGUGUCGUGGCUUCUCGUCACGAGCGUGUGUGGGUUUGCGAGGCCUGUGAACGUGCCCCUGCAGCCUUUCUUUGCAAGGCAGAUGCUGCUUCACUCUGUGCCUCCUGCGACGCUGACAUCCAUUCUGCAAACCCCUUGGCACGCCGUCACCACCGUGUCCCAAUUAUGCCCAUUCCAGGAACCCUUUAUGGUCCUCCAGCUGUUGACAUCGUUGGUGAUGAUUCAAUGAUAAUUGGUGAGCCCAGAGGGGACAGCACGGAGAAUUAUGGGUUCUUGCGUUUGACUAAAGAUGAAGAUGAUAUGACUAUAGAUGAAGAAGAUGAAGAUGAAGCAGCUUCAUGGUUGUUGCUGAAUCCUCCUGUUACAAACAACAAUAAGAACAAUGUUAACAAUAACAUCAACAAUCAAAAUAACAACUGUAGGAUGUUGUUUGGUGGGGAAGUAGUGGAUGACUACUUGGAUCUUGCUGAGUAUGGCGGGGAUAAUCAAUUUAACGAUCAGUACAGUGUUAAUCAGCAGCAGCAACUUUACUCAGUUCCUCAGAAGAGUUAUGGUGGAGAUAGCGUUGUGCCAGUUCAGGAUGGACAGGGAAAAUCUCUGAUUAUCUACCACCAACAGCAACAACAACAAAGUCACCACCUAAAUUUUCAGCUAGGAGUGGAGUAUGACAACUCUAACACUGGAUAUGGUUACCCUGCUUCUAUGAGUCACAGUGUUUCCAUUUCGUCGAUGGAUGUAAGUGUUGUCCCAGAAUCUGCACUAAGUGAAAAUUCAAACUCCCACCCACGACCUCCAAAAGAGUCCAUUGACCUUUACUCAGGCCAUCCAAUUCAGAUACCUCCCCAUCUUGCUCAAAUGGACAGAGAAGCCAGAGUCCUAAGGUACAAAGAGAAGAAGAAGAACCGUAAAUUCGAGAAAACCAUAAGGUAUGCUUCAAGAAAAGUCUAUGCAGAAACAAGGCCAAGAAUCAAAGGCCGGUUUGCAAGAAGAACAGACAUAGAGGCUGAAGUAUACCAGAUGCUCUCCACACAAUUAAUGACAGAUAGCAGUUAUGGAAUUGUCCCUUCAUAACAAUGAAAAGAUCAACUACAAGUCCUUAAACCUAGUAUUACUACUGUAUCUUACAUCAUUAUCAAUCGAACUAGCUAUUGAAUAAUGAGAAUGUACUAAAGUAGUUUUCCACAGAGGAGAUGUUAAAUUCUCUGCAUUGUUGUAUAUGUAAAAAAGGAGUUCUUCCUUGUAGACUACAUUGCACUCAAUACAUACAAUUUUCCUGAGGAAAAAGAAAACAAAA